Molecule: messenger RNA, 2595 nt
Organism: Elaeis guineensis (African oil palm)
Lineage: Eukaryota; Viridiplantae; Streptophyta; Magnoliopsida; Arecales; Arecaceae
Biological process (GO): protein transport
Source: RefSeq, a predicted model, not a curated record
CCCGGCUACGACGAUGACCUCAGUGUAAGAAUUCACUCCGUUAUCCAGCUUCAGUCAUUCCUAAUUUUUGUUUCGAUGAAUAUACCUUGGCUACCUUGAUGGCAACAAUGUUAGUCUGGCCACCCUAUGGAUAGAUUUUGUCAUCAAAUAGUGGGGUUUCUAAAUGGUCUCUUCGGUUCUUAUUGAAAAAGCCCUUGUUCCCGUACUCGUAUGGUAUCCUACUCUUCCACAUUUGCGAUAACACUCACAGAAAUAUUUGAAGUAUAUAAAUAAUAUGCGAAUUGAAACCGGCGGAGAAGUGCUUCUCAGAUGUUAUAUAUCUCUGGUUGGCGCCGACCUUGGAGAGCCCUUUUCCACGCUCCAUCCUUCUCCCCCCACAGUCGGACCUUGGAGAGCCCUUUUCCACGCUCCGUCCUUCACCCCCCACAGUCGGAGAUGAGGCUCGUUUGCCACCGCGAGUUGUGGCCGUGGAGCACCGCCCUUCUUGGAGAUCAACCGGCCCUGUUCCUUCGGCCAGCAGACGCAGCUGUUAGCACGCCCACAACCUGUUCGGUCGAAAGCUGAACUCUGGCGCGACUCGUAAAGCACCCACCAGCCUCUCGCCAUGGUGGGCCCAUCCAAACGGUCAUCUUCCCACAGAGAUGUAUGUGGGCCCCAAUUCUGCUGAAGAGUACAGAUCGGGUCGUGGAAACAUGUCUUGGAAUUAGAUGGUUCGGAUUACUCUCCCGGUGGCUCACCCGUUCUACUUCCUUUUCUACUUCACCCAGACACCCACCAUCCAAAGCGCCUGCACGCCGUAUGAGUCUCCAGAUUUUACGAACCGCGAGUGACCCGAUCCGACUCAUUCCAGUGGGCCCCAGGUACGCAUGAGAAAAAUUUUUUUUUCCCCUCCUCCAAGCAUGAGAAAAUCUUUAGUUACCGUUGCAACUCGCUCGUCCCUACCAUCCACAACCCCACCUUCUCGUCUUCUCCUCCUCCUCCUCCUCCUCUCUCUUCGCCUCUGCGAUGCCUCCCGAGAGCAAAUCUCCCCUCCAGAAGCUAAUGGGUGCGGGCACCUCCAUAUUCCGCCAUGGAUUCAACUCCUCCAAAUGCAAGACGGAGGCGAGGCUGGCGACGGCGAGGAUAAAGCUGCUGCGGAACAAGAGGGAGGUGCAAGUGAGGCAGAUGAGGCGCGACAUCGCCAUGCUUCUCGAGUCCCACCAGGAGGACACCGCCAGGAUCCGGGUCGAACAUGUGAUUAGAGAACAAAAUGUCAUGGCUGCCAAUGAGAUCAUUGAACUUUUCUGUGAGCUGAUUGUGGUUCGCCUUUCGAUCAUUGCAAAACAGAGGCAUUGUCCUGCAGAUUUAAAAGAAAGUAUUUCUAGUUUGAUAUAUGCUGCUCCAAGGUGCUCAGAAAUCCCUGAACUUUGCCGAAUUCGUGAUAUCUUUGAAAAGAAGUAUGGAAAGGGUUUUGUAUCUGCUGCAACCGAUCUGCGUCCUAACUCUGGUGUAAAUCGUAUGCUGAUCGAGAAACUGUCAGUUAGAAAACCUGCUGGUGAAGUAAAGCUGAAGGUUAUGAGGGAAAUAGCAAAGGAAUAUGAGAUCAAAUGGGAUGCAACAGAAUCUGAGACAGAGCUUCUCAAGCCUCCGGAAGAACUUCUAGAAGGGUCACGCUCAUUUGUUUGUGCCUCCAGCAUCCCUGUGAAGCCUACUCUUCCAUCAAAAGAUGUGCAACCAAAUAAACAUGCUUUCAGGGAAGAUUCUACCAUGCAGUUCAAGGAUGCAGCUUCAGCUGCUCAAGCUGCUGCAGAAUCAGCAAAGACAGCAGUUUCUGCUGCACAAGCUGCAGCAUUCCUUGCCAAACAGAACUCACAUCCAUUUGAUCAAACAGCAGCUACUUUUGACACCACAGCUUACAGUCUCAACAAAUUCAACAGGGCAGAUGGACUGGAAAAACAAUCCUUAGAUUCUUCCACUCAAUCCUCCAUAACAAAUAGUUCUUCUGCCAAUGAGCUCAAGGCCACCGGAAGAAUGUUCAAUUCACAAAGCUUCAACUUGUCAAACUAUAUCAAUGAUAAAGGCAUGGAUACCGACCAUAUGGAUGGUAAAGAGAUUCUUCGAAGGAAUAGUUGCAUUGUGUGGGCCCUGAAUUCAGAUAUAAAGUUUGACAACUCAGAUGGAUUAGAAUCAGAUAUUGAUGAAGAAGUAGAAAUGGAAACAUCAACAGAAAGUCGCCCUCCUAAUCGACCUCCUCCUCCAUUGCCUCUGUAUAGCGACCACUCUAAAGAAAAAUCACUUGCUGAUGAUAAAUCAAAACCAUGCACGGUCAACCCUGUUUCUGGUGUUCAUCCAAAGUUGCCCGACUAUGAAGAACUUGCUGCUCACUUUGAAGCACUGAAGCUGCGCAGGUUGUGAAUGAUUUAGGUGAAGUAUCUAAAGUUGCAUUACAUGUAUACACAUUUAAAAGUUUUAAAGCACUCAAUAUACAGUUCUUGAGUACAUUUGAUUAAAAGUACAUGGUAGUAGUACCAUUUGUAUCUUGGGUUGCAUAUUAUGCUGUGUAAGUUUUGGUCAGGAGCAUACAUGAAUUCAUUGGUUGUUUGCAAGUUUUAAGAA